Messenger RNA from Schizophyllum commune H4-8, 243 nucleotides. Its product is annotated as high mobility group box. The transcript is spliced from 2 exons. The record is from RefSeq and is a predicted model, not a curated record. NCBI's taxonomy places the organism in Eukaryota, Fungi, Basidiomycota, Agaricomycetes, Agaricales, Schizophyllaceae. The annotation marks the transcript as partial.
CGCAAAAAGCGCGCUAAGAAGGAAAAGGACCCGAACGCCCCCAAGCGCCCCGCCACCUCCUACAUCCUCUACCAAAACGACUGCCGGCAGAGCAUGAAGGAGAAGAAUCCGGGUCUGCACAACACCGAGCUCCUCCGUUACAUCUCCGAGACGUGGAAGUCCCUGCCCGAGCAGGAAAAGUCGAGCUACGAGGCCAAGGCGGCGAAGCUCAAGCACGACUACGAGGAUGCUGUCAGGGAAUAC